Messenger RNA from Brassicogethes aeneus, 2796 nucleotides. The record is from the annotation of a GenBank genome assembly. NCBI's taxonomy places the organism in Eukaryota, Metazoa, Arthropoda, Insecta, Coleoptera, Nitidulidae.
AUGAGGGAAAACAGCACAGUUUCAAUAAAAUCCAAAUCUUCCACCGGAGCUGUAUAUAUGAAGCCUGUGAAAAAAGUACGGUCAAAGGGUGAAAUUGAAGAGUUUAAAAAAGAAAUUGCCAUGGACGAUCAUAUGUUGCCUUUGGAUGUGUUGGUUCAAAGAUAUAAUACUGAUACAAUGUAUGGUCUCCCUAAAUCACUUGCUCAGGAACUUCUCAUUAUAAACGGGCCUAACUGUUUGGUGGCAUCAGCAGGAAAAUCAAAAUACGCCAUUUUCUUCGGGCACAUUUUUGGCGGCUUCAACGUGCUUCUCUGGAUUGGCGGUAUUAUGACUUUGGUUGGUUAUUUCAUAGGCUACGCAACCGAUAAGGAUGAAGCUGAAAUCGAGAAUAUUUAUUUAGCCGUCAUAUUAAUAGCAGUUGCAUUAUUCACUGGAAUUUUUGGCUUUUACCAGGAAUCAACCAAUAUCGACAUCAUGAAGGGUUUUGCCAAGAUGGUCCCCAAAUAUGCUACAGUUAUACGCGGUGGUGAAAAAAUGGUAAUACCCAGUGAAGAACUUGUGAUUGGAGACUUGAUUGAAAUAAAAUUUGGUGACAUGGUACCAGCCGAUAUGAGAAUAAUAUACUCUCAAAAUUUGAAAAUUGACAACAGUCCCAUCACUGGCGAAUCUCUGGCAGUGAACCGUAGCCCUGAGUGCACCCAUAACAACCCAUUGGAGACCAUGAACCUGGCGUUUUACACCACUUUGGUAGUCGAAGGGACUGGUACGGGUAUAGUUAUCAAAACAGGGGACAACACCGUCAUAGGAAGAAUAGCCGGUCUAACGUCUUCAUUGCAAAAAGACGCGUCUUUGAUAAGCAAAGAAAUAAGAAAGUUUGUCUGGAUCAUCUCGAGCCUGGCUUUUAUCAUCGCCGGAACGUUUUUCAUUGCGUCUAUGUUAAUUGGGUACAACUUCUUUAAAAGUUUCGCGUUCUUCAUUGCCAUAUUGGUAGCUAACGUCCCCGAAGGACUUCCAGUGACUCUAACAGCUUGCCUUACUCUUACUGCAAAAAGAAUGGCCAAGAAAAAUUGCCUUGUCAAGAAGCUCGAGUGCAUUGAGACCUUGGGAUCUUGUAAUGUUAUAUGUUCAGAUAAAACUGGCACCCUCACUCAAAACAAGAUGACGGCAGGUCAUAUGUACUACGACAACCAAGAAGUUAACAUCCUAACUGAUUUCACUAAUGUGAACAAAAACAGUGCGGCCUGUAAGGCUCUAUGUAACGUUGGAAUGCUAUGCAGUAUGGCAACAUUUUAUUAUACUGACAUGCAUUUACCACCGGAUGAGAGAAGAACCUAUGGCGAUGCCAGCGAGUCAGCCAUAUUAAAAAUGAUGGAGAAACUUUGGGGUGACGUAGAUGCUAAAAGAGAGAAUUUUCCAAAGUUCUGCGAGAUUCCCUUCAACUCAUCCAACAAAUAUCAAGUAUCCAUCCACAAGGUUUCAGAUACUGACACUUUCUUGUUAGUAAUGAAAGGGGCGUCAGAACAGGUUCUGGAGAGAUGCACAACGAUGCUUUAUAUGGAUGAAGAAGUGGAAAUUAACAUUCAAAUGACAGUCAUGAUAAAAAAGGCCUUGAUGCGUCUAAGCCACAUGGGCGAACGUGUUCUGGCCUUUGCUGACCUACAGUUGGAUCCUGAAGUCUAUGGGGAUGAAUACAAGUUUAACUCUGAAGUUCCGAAUUUCCCUCUAUCAGAAUUGAGGUUCGUUGGUUUUAUAUCUCUGAUUGAUCCUCCCAGGCCGAGUGUUCCUGAAGCAGUGGCCAAGUGUAGACAAGCUGGUAUUAAAGUUAUAAUGGUUACUGGGGAUCAUCCCAUCACUGCGGCGGCCAUUGCCAAAAAAGUUGGCAUAAUAUCACCAACAAACACCACCAUAUACGACAUAGCAAUGGGCAGGGACAUGUCAGUAUCAGCAAUCAAACGAGAUGGUGUUAGGAGCGAUUCCGCAGUUAUAACGGGAGCUGAGCUACGAGAAAUGGACGAUUUCGAAUUGGAAUUUUAUUUGAGAGAGUACCAAGAAAUAGUUUUUGCCAGGACGAGUCCACAGCAAAAAUUAAAAAUAGUGGAAGCCUUUCAAAAGCUUAAUUUGACUGUAGCAGUUACUGGAGAUGGCGUUAAUGAUUCCCCAGCUUUAAAAAAAGCUAAUAUAGGUAUCGCUAUGGGAAUCACAGGUUCGGACGUUUCUAAGGAAGCAGCUGAUAUGAUUUUGCUGGACGAUAAUUUUUCCUCUAUCGUAACCGGUAUUGAAGAAGGAAGACUAAUAUUUGAUAAUUUAAAAAAAAGCGUAGCUUUCGUACUGACUUCCAAUGUUCCAGAAAUUGUUCCUUUUGUUUUGUUGGUAACAUUGAAUAUACCUACGCCCUUGAGUAUCAUGGCAGUCUUGGUCAUAGAUGUAGGUACGGAUCUGUUCCCUGCGAUAAGCUUGGCGUACGAAAAAGCUGAGGCAGACAUUAUGAUCAAGCCACCCAGAGAUCCUAACAGGGACAGCUUGAUAAAUUGCAAAUUGAUUUACUACGCUUACUUUCAAAUCGGUUUGAUACAAGCCAUAGCCAGUAUGACGUGUUAUUUUAUUCUUCUGGCAGGCCAUGGAUUUUUCAUACACACCAAUUUAAUAGGUAGGUUUGUGUAUAAAAAUGGGGGUUGGAAAUUUGUUGCGGUCGAAUGUCUUUUUUGUCUUUUAAAAGUUGUUAGACAAAAAUUACCAAUUACGAUUACCUUGCAAGCUGUAGAGGCUUUGGCUUCUUGCUAUAGCACGUAUACGUAA